Molecule: messenger RNA, 2724 nt
Organism: Callorhinus ursinus (northern fur seal)
Lineage: Eukaryota; Metazoa; Chordata; Mammalia; Carnivora; Otariidae
Source: RefSeq, a predicted model, not a curated record
CCUGGGCGGUUGUGGGCGGUGUGUAUCCCGGGGGCGGGACCGGCGACGCGGAGCUCCGAGAUCGAGCGCUGGGCUGAGGGCGGCAGGGGCCAGCACCCCGAGACAGAGGCCGAAGGGGGCGCGCGCUGCUGGGAAGUGCUGGGGGUGGGGUCCCCUGCUCCCGCCUUGCCAGCCCGCCGCUUCUCAGCUGCGCGCAGGCGAGGCUGCUGGGGUCGGUCCGCGUUCCCGCUCGCCGCGUCCUGCCGAGCGACCCUGGAAUACGUGUCCAGAUGUCCACCUGGCUGCCACAGGGGAUCCCUCUGGGAGACUGAAGGGCGGGCUCCCAGGCCAAGGUUGAGGCCAUCCAGUCCUGAGCUUUAGGCCAGGGGAAUGGCAGCACCCCUGGAGCCUCAGGAUGAGGCCCCUGGGGAGGGAGAAGGGCUGCUGAUUGUGAAGGUGGAAGAUUCCUCCUGGGAGCAGGACUCUGCCCAGCAAGAAGACAACAGGGAUUCUGAGGUCUGUCGCCAGCGCUUUCGACAUUUUUGCUAUAGGGAUGUGGGCGGGCCCCAUGAGGCCUUCAGUCAGCUCUGGGAGCUCUGCUGCCGCUGGCUUCGGCCGGAGCUGCACACCAAGGAGCAGAUCCUGGAGCUGCUGGUGCUGGAGCAGUUCCUGAGUGUGCUGCCUGGAGGCGUCCAGGACUGGGUUCGAGAGCAGUGUCCAGGGAGUGGCGAGGAGGCCGUUGCCUUGGUGGAGGUCCUGCAGAAACAGCCAGUGACAGCAUGGCCACAGGAAGUGCCCUCAGAGGACGUGGAACCUGAAGCUACAGUCCAGGGACCCCAGGCCAAGGGGCUUCCCAUGAAGGUGGGGGCACGAAGCUGGCCACCUGUACCUUGGGAGCAGCACAGCCAUGGUGCCCAGCUUCCUGCUCUUAAAGAAGGGAGUACCAGAGAGACAACCGGUACCUGCUUUGCCUCUGAGGUCCAUGGACCUUUGACAUUUGGAGACAUUCCCUUCUAUUUCUCCCGGGAAGAAUGGGGGUCUCUGGACCCUGCUCAGAGGGAACUCUUUUGGGACAUAAAGCGAGAGAACUCCCGGAAUGUUGCCCUGGGUGCGGGGCUUCAGAGCCAAAGCCAGCGAUCCGGGCUGGGGGAGGCGGUGACGGCGCUGCCGGGCCAGGCCGGCGGUGGCGGCGGCGGCGGCGGCGGUGGGCGCGGCGACGUGACUGUGUCCUGGAGCCCUGAGGAGCCCGAGGCCUGGGACGGCGAGGCCCGGCCGGGGGCGCCCAUGGGCCGCGCGGUGGGGGCGCGGAGGGGGCGGCCGCCAGCGCGCCGGCGGCCGCUGCGGGACCUGGCGGCGGAGAAGCCGCACAGCUGCGGCCAGUGCGGCAAGCGCUUCCGCUGGGGCUCGGACCUGGCGCGCCACCAGCGCACACACACGGGCGAGAAGCCGCACAAGUGCCAGGCGUGCGAGAAGAGCUUCCGCAGCUCGUCGGACCUGCUGCGCCACCAGGGCGUGCACACGGGCCAGAAGCCCUUCUCCUGCUCCCAGUGCGGCAAGAGCUUCAGCCGCAGCGCCUACCUGGCCGACCAUCAGCGCAUCCACACGGGCGAGAAGCCCUUCGGCUGCAGCGAGUGCGGCAAGAGCUUCUCGCUGCGCUCCUACCUGCUGGACCACCGGCGCGUGCACACGGGCGAGCGGCCCUUCGGCUGCGGCGAGUGCGACAAGAGCUUCAAGCAGCGCGCCCACCUCAUCGCCCACCAGAGCCUGCACGCCAAGAUGGCCCAGCCUGUGGGCUGAGGGCUGGCGGGGGCCCUGCGGCCGACCCGGAGUGGGGGCUGGGGGGGACGGUGUCCCCAGGGCGAAGCAGCCACCGGCCCCUGGUGUUCUCUCCCCUCAUAUGCGGCCUCCAUCCCGGCUGCCUGCCCCGCCUCACCCCGAGGCCUAGCUUACACCCCCAGGGAAUGGAAAGCCCCCACCACCUCGCGGCCAUUCCCCUUCUUGCUUCCCGGGUUUCUCUUGUCCUUUGGCAUCCUGGUGCCCCAGCACAUUCGUGGCCUGUGGCCUCAGCGUGGGAGAGAGGCCUGGGCAUCAGGGAGGUGGCUGAGGAAGGGGUCCCCCGCCCCCCACCGGCCUUGCUUGCCUCAUGGCUCUUUGUUCCCAGCCAUGUCAGCUGAGUCCGUGGGCCGGGCCCUCUGCCCUGCCAAGCUGUGCCUUCUGGUGGGUGUGGAGGACAGGCCUUGACCUGCAGGAUGCUCCUGGGUUCUGGGAGGACAGCCCAUCCCUGGGAGGAUCUGGGUCCUGGGUGUGGCCACGGGCUUUCCAGCCCCAUCUCUCCCCAUUUCCAGGCCGUGACCACUUUGCCCCGCCUGGAGACAUGGAAACUGCCUGCCUCUGCUCGAAGCUGACUUGCCCCCAAGCGAGUCCCUGAGAGCGACCCCUGCCAAUCUGGUGUGGGUGGUGGUGGCUCCAGGAACAGGAGGCCCACACUGAAGACCAAGGACAGGGCUGGUGGAGGCUGGCUGCUCCCCGCUGCUCCCCUUUCCAGAGGUGUGGGGUUUGUGAUACUUAACACUAGCACUCUGUUAGCGCUUUGUCGCUGACUCCUUAAGCACUGCAUUCCAUGGUGCCGUCCGCAUUGUCUGCAGAUGGGCAUUCGCAGGGACAGACCACAGGCUCUCCAAAGGAGCUCGGCUCUGCUGGUCUCAAAAGGGCAGCAGAGGAUGUUGAAUAAAUAACAGAAACUUC